Anneissia japonica is the source of this 1171-nucleotide messenger RNA. Its product is annotated as coiled-coil domain-containing protein 89-like. The record is from RefSeq and is a predicted model, not a curated record. Lineage: Eukaryota; Metazoa; Echinodermata; Crinoidea; Comatulida; Comatulidae. The coding region runs from base 73 to 1122 and encodes 349 amino acids. The transcript has 7 exons.
GUUAGUAAUAGUGGUAGUAACCUAUAAACAAUGUUUGCUGUAUUUUGAUGUAACUUAUAAAACAUUAUUUCGAUGUCUUCCUCUAGGUCUCCAAAGAAUAUUAAACACAUGGUUUCAGAGAGCAAGCAAGAUGUUGAUAACAUGAUCCUAAGCCUCGAAAAACUAAAAAACCUCUCUCAAGAUGACAAGUCUGAAAAUGCAAUGCUUCGAUCUAGAAUUGACGAACAGAGCCAAUUAAUAUGUAUCUUGAAAAAAAGGGCGGAUGAAGAACUUGUGAGAUCACAAACACUGGAGCGAGUAAACAAUGAAAUGGUGCAGUUCCGGGACCAAGCCCAGCAGAUCAUUGAUGUUGAACUGAAAAAAAAUGGUUUACUUGAAUCCAGAUUCAGCGAGCUCGCCGAAAACCAUCAAGAAAUGAUUCGCUUCAAAGAUGAAUACAAACAACAGAAUAAAAAACUAAGGGAUGAAAAUUCAAGAUUGGUAGCGGAAAAUAAAAACCUGUUUUCAUCAAAGCUUCUGGAAAAAGAUGAACAGAUUCAUACUCUCCAAAAGCAAGUUGAAAAGUUAAAGGACCAAGUUGCAGAAAUGGAACUGGUUUGCAGCGAAUUAAAAUUUGAGGUGCUGAGCAAAGAAAGUGAAAUUUCAAGACAAAGGGAUGCUUCCUCAGGGGAUCUUCUAAUUCUUCAGAAAAAAGUUGAGCAAUUGGAGCAAGAAUUAAAAGAAUUUGAGGAAGUGAAUACCAAACUGAAGAUGAAGGGAGAUUCUGUGGAAAGCAACCAGCUCCUAAGGGUGGAAAAACUGACAAAGGAAAGGGAUGAGUUAUUGCAGCUAUCAAUGCAACGUGGAAAACUUAUUCAGGAUAAACAGAAAGAAAUCAAGAUUCUCCAAAACAAAGUGCUGGCAGCUGAGAAAGAUGUUUUGAAGAUGGAGGACAGAUUUGAAAGAGAAGCAGCGGCAGUGUCUAGUAAUAUCCAAGUUAUCAAACUUAAAAAUGAAAGAGAUGAUGCAGAAAAAGCAAUUAAACAGCUGCGAAUGGAGUACGAAGCAUUCCGCAAGCACACUGGAAGCAUGCUGGAAAAAGAGAGGCAGCUGAACGCUCAGCUACGCAAUUUUAUGCCCUGAUGACUUACAAGGCUGAUGACGAUGAUGGUUCAAAUGAUGAUGGCAAUGG